CCCAUGUGUGUUUGUGUUGCGUUGUGAGUGAGGCUUGUAACUUUCCAAAAAUAGACUAGUUUUGAUAUAAAAUCGGUUUUUGAUUCGGAACUGUAUUAAUUAAUAAUAAUAAUAAAUAAAUUGUUUGUUAACGCACUUUUAAAAUGGCUGCAACGAAUGAACCUGUGUUUCGCGAUUUAAAUGCCGACAAUGAUCCUGAAGUGACAGAAAUUGAAAGCUUGUGUUUACGAUGCAAGAAAAAUGGUAUAACCAAGUUGUUGCUAACGAAAAUUCCAUUUUAUAAAGAAGUUGUAGUGAUGUCCUUUUCAUGUGAUCAUUGUCAUUGGGAAAAUAAUGAGCUACAACCAGCCUCUACGAUACAAGAAAAAGGAAUUAUAUUUAAAUUAAAAGUUGAGAAUUCAAAAGAUUUAACCAGAUCAGUUGUAAAAACUGAAUGGGCAUCCAUUAUUAUUCCAGAACUCGAAUUUGAAAUUCCUGCUCAAAGUCAAGAAGGAACUGUAACUACAGUUGAAGGUAUUGUUGAAAGAGCGUGUUCUGGGCUGUGCUCCAAACUGGAUUAUUUGAAGGUUGAAGAUCCAGAGUCUGCUGUGAAAUUAGAAGAAUUCAUUGCCCAAAUGACAAAGCUAAAAAAUGGCGAUACACCUUUUACUUUUAUUCUACGUGACUGUUCCGGAAAUAGCUUUUUGGAAAAUUUAAAUGCUCCAUUGCCAGAUCCUCAGCUAGAAGUGUCCCAUUUUGAGAGAUCUAGAGAAGAAGCUCUAAUGCUUGGAAUAUAUGCUCCUGAUGAUACAGAAAAUGAAAAUUCUGCUGACCAAGCAGAUGAAAGUGACCUUAGAGAGGAAGUAUUGGGAUUGCCAACAAAUUGCUAUUCCUGCAGCGCACCUUGCAUGACUAAUAUGAAAGUUACUCAAAUACCACAUUUUAAAGAUGUAGUUAUAAUGUCCACAUAUUGUGAAACAUGUGGGCAUAAAACAAAUGAAGUCAAAAGUGGAUCUGGGAUUGAACCUCAUGGUAUGCGAGCUAUACUUAAAAUAGAAAAUUUAAAGGAUUUGACUCGUGAUCUUUUAAAGUCUGAUACAUGUAAGAUUUCAGUAAAAGAAAUAGAAUUAGAAGUGGGACCCUGUGCGUUUGGUAGUCGAUAUACAACUGUUGAAGGAAUACUUGCAAUAAUUAAGGAACAGCUUAUAGAAAGCAAUCCUUUCAUUACUGGCGAUAGUGCUGAUUUAAUCCGUAAAGAAAAAUUAGAGCAGUUUUUGACGAAAAUAGAUGAGAUUAUUGAAGGUAAACGAAAAGUUACAUUUAUCAUGGAUGACCCUUGUGGAAAUAGUUAUCUCCAGAGCUUUGAACCUCCUGAUGAAAAUCUGACAAUCGAAAAAUACACACGAAGUCAAGAACAAGACGACGAACUUGGCUUAUUGGAUAUGAAAGUAGAAAACUAUGAAGAAGAAUCUUAACCACAAAUAUUCUAAGUGGCAGUGCAUUUACUUUGUAUUGUUAUUUCUUUGCAAACACUGCAUAACUUAUUAUGAGUUGAAGUGUCAAGAAAUCUUGGUGGCAUUUUUAAUGUUGUAACUUUUAAAAAUGAAUUUUGUUCUUUAUUUCA
This is a messenger RNA of Argiope bruennichi, 1603 nucleotides long. RefSeq names its product zinc finger protein ZPR1-like (gene Zpr1). Gene Ontology annotation, molecular function: zinc ion binding. Bases 144 to 1454 code for a protein of 436 amino acids. Gene Ontology annotation, cellular component: nucleus; cytoplasm. NCBI's taxonomy places the organism in Eukaryota, Metazoa, Arthropoda, Arachnida, Araneae, Araneidae. The record is from RefSeq and is a predicted model, not a curated record. The transcript is spliced from 13 exons.